Eruca vesicaria subsp. sativa (arugula) is the source of this 348-nucleotide messenger RNA. The record is from the annotation of a GenBank genome assembly. NCBI's taxonomy places the organism in Eukaryota, Viridiplantae, Streptophyta, Magnoliopsida, Brassicales, Brassicaceae.
AUGUUACAAGGACUGCUAACCAAACGAAAAUAUUUGCAGUGUGGAGAUGCCUUUACAUUAGAGAGCCACCCAGAUAUUCUUGACCUCGCUCGUCAAGUUGCUGAAAAAUGUCAUGGUUUACCGUUGGUGCUGAACAUCAUCGGUGAAAAUAUGGCGUCCAAGAGGACGGUGGAAGAAUGGGAACAAGCCGUCGACACGCUCGCUUCUUCUGCUGCAGAGUUUCCUGGUAUGGAGGACCAUAUUCUUCCAGUCUUGAAGUAUAGCUACGAUAGCCUCAAGGGAGAAGUUGGUAGAUUAUUGGAUAUGCGAAGGAUUCAUAGACGAAACUCAAGGUUUAAAGAAGGCUAA